Carassius carassius (crucian carp) is the source of this 4373-nucleotide messenger RNA. It is a transcript of the gene pnpla7b, whose product is annotated as patatin-like phospholipase domain containing 7b. Bases 100 to 4119 code for a protein of 1339 amino acids. The transcript is spliced from 36 exons. Gene Ontology annotation, molecular function: phosphatidylcholine lysophospholipase A1 activity. The record is from RefSeq and is a predicted model, not a curated record. NCBI's taxonomy places the organism in Eukaryota, Metazoa, Chordata, Actinopteri, Cypriniformes, Cyprinidae. Gene Ontology annotation, cellular component: endoplasmic reticulum. Gene Ontology annotation, biological process: lipid metabolic process.
GGGAGACUCCAAAGUGCACUGAGUCUAAGAGUGACCAAAACAGCUUGGAGACGCCGUUCAGAAGAUGCGUUGAUUUCUGCUUUCUUCUCACUGUAAGAAAUGGAAGAAAAAGAACAAGAUGACACAUGCAGUAUAUUUCCGGCAGUGCUGCCAUCUGGGACUGAGAUCAAGGCUCGAGUGCAGCACUUCAUAGAGGAUCAGUUACAGAGUACCAUGUGGACUGGUGUGCUGAUUGGAGCUGCUGUUGCUAUUUCAUUUAUCAGUAUUGUGGCCUUUUUUCUGCACAGAAGAUACAAGUUUGGAGAAGAGCAAGAUGAAGGUCCUAAAUAUCGUUUCAGAAAAAGAGACAAAGUGAUGUUUUAUGGCAGGAAGAUCAUGAGAAAGGUCCAGACCUUAUCCUCACCAGCCACUUCAGGUCCGGUGUCUCAAAAGCGAUCCAGAAAAAGAACGAAAGUUCUAUCGAUAGCUCGCAAAAUCCUGCGCAUCCGAAGGGAGCCACCGGCUCUGCAGCCAAAAGAGCCUCCACCUUCACUCUUGGAAGCAGAUCUGACUGAGUUUGACAUGCAGAACUCUCACCUGCCCUCUGAGGUCUUGUAUAUGCUGAAAAAUGUGAGGGUUCUGGGUCAUUUUGAGAAGCCUCUGUUCCUAGAACUGUGUCGGCAUAUGGUGUUCGUGCAGCUGCAGCAAGGGGAAGGAUUAUUCCGCCCAGGUGACACUGAUGACAGCAUCUAUGUAGUACAGGACGGGCGUCUUGAUCUGUGUAUCCAUGAGAAUGAUGGGACUGAAGUUGUGGUGAAGCACGUUUUGCCUGGAGACAGUGUUCAUAGUCUUCUCAGCAUCCUCGAUGUCAUCACUGGACAUCCAGCUCCCUAUAAAACUGUCUCAGCCAGGGCAGCAGCCCCAACUACUGUUCUCCGCCUUCCUGCGCAGGCUUUCCAAUCUGUCUUUGAGAAAUACCCAGAGACCCUAGUUCGAGUUAUUCAGAUCAUCAUGGUGCGUCUUCAGAGAGUUACCUUUCUCGCCCUUCACAACUAUCUAGGCCUGACCACAGAACUUUUUAAUAAGGAAAGGCAAGCUGUUCCACUGGACUCAGUGGCCAGUGUUGUAGGAGAAGCCAGUCCAGGCAAAGGACUACGCAGACACUCACAGACAAUCGAGGAAGCUUCUGAAAAGUUCCCGCAGAGGUCAACAGACCAUUAUAGUGACACAAGUCAGAUGUACAGAGGAGAGGAUGGUGGGAAGCAUCGUACAGAAAGUCCUACCGCUUUAUUCAGGAAGUCUCGCUCACUGUCAACACCUUUUGACGGCACCCAUGCUGGGUCUCCUGACCACAAUAUGGCCUUUGACAGGGCAAGCAUUACAAAAGAGGAAGCCCCUACAAGUCCUAUUGCCAUUCAUAAGUCAAUACUGAAGAAGUCUGUGACAAUGCAACAUUCUCCUUCAGCCGUGUUUCACUACUCAGACACUGGGGGGCACUCCAGCCACAUCCACCAUUGUAAAGUUAAUGCCAUUUUCCAAGCUGCCAAGAAGGACUUGAUUAAAAUUAUUCAGCUUCAGGACACCAGUCUUCUGGAAGAUAGGGUGACUUUGAGACAAGUAAAAGCAGGCUCUGUUGUUGCAAGCGAGGGAGAUCAGGAUGUGAGCGUACAGUUUGUCAUCUCAGGAACUCUCCAUGUGUACCAGAGACUGAUUGACAGAGAGGAAGAAACGUGUCUUUUUGUGGCUCACCCUGGAGAGAUGGUGGGCCACCUGGCCGUUCUCACAGGAGAGCCUCUCAUCUUUUCUGUGAGAGCCCACCGUGACUGCUGCUUCCUGUCCAUCUCCAAAACACACUUCUAUGAGAUAAUGCGUGCCGAGCCUCGAAUGGUGUUAAAUGUAGCUCACGCGGUGGUACGGAGGGUUUCCUCGUUUGUCCGACAGAUUGACUUUGCCCUGGACUGGAUGGCACUGGAGGCUGGACGUGCUGUCUAUAGACAAGGUGAUAAGUCAGACAGCACUUUCAUUGUUCUGAGUGGACGUCUGCGUUCUGUCAUCAUGAAGGAUGAUGGGAAAAAAGAGCUUGCUGGAGAGUAUGGGCGGGGAGACCUCAUUGGUGUGGUGGAAGCUUUGACUCAUUUAAACAGAGCCACUACAGUCCAUGCAGUCCGAGACUCUGAACUGGCCAAACUGCCUGAAGGAGCUCUUAACUCUAUUAAGCGGAAAUACCCACAGGUUGUGACUCACCUGAUUCAUCUUCUUGGGCAGAAAAUUUUGGGAAACAUGCAGCAAGGGAAUGGUCCACUAUCAGUGCGCAAUCUGGGUUUUCACACCCCAAGCAGUAAGUGGGACGCAGGUAACCCAGCCGCCAAUCUAUCUACGGUCGCCAUACUGCCUGUGUCUGAGGAGGUGCCUUUGACUGCCUUCACGCUGGAGCUGCAGCAUGCUCUCAGUGCUAUCGGCCCCACUUUGCUCCUAACCAGUGACAUCAUCAAAGAGCAUCUGGGUGUUGCAGCUUUGGACAGUGUUCAUGAGUAUCGUUUGUCGAGCUGGUUGGGUCAACAAGAGGACAUCCACCGGAUUGUUCUGUAUCAGUCUGACAGUUCUCUGACUCCUUGGACUCAACGUUGCAUCAGACAGGCGGACUGCAUCAUCAUAGUGGGUGUGGGGGAACAGGAGCCCACUGUGGGAGAGCUAGAGCGAAUGCUUGAGAGCAGUGCUGUGAGAGCUCAGAAGCAGCUGGUCCUGUUACACCAUCAGGACGGGCCUCCACCAAGAGGAACUGCAGAGUGGCUCAACAUGCGCAGCUGGAUCUCUAGACAUCUGCAUCUGUCAUGUCCCCACAGGGUCUUCUCCAGGAGAAGUCUGCCUAAACUGAGAGAGAUGUAUCAGCGGGUAUUUGAGAAGCCUCCCGACCGGCAUUCUGACUUCUCGCGUCUGGCUCGGAUCCUGACAGGCAACGCUAUCGCUCUGGUGCUGGGAGGAGGGGGGGCCAGAGGCUGCUCUCAGGUGGGCAUCAUUCGGGCGUUGAGUGAGGCAGGGAUCCCUGUGGAUCUGAUUGGUGGCACUUCCAUUGGUUCCUUGAUAGGAGCGCUCUAUGCUGAAGAGCGAAGCGUCAGUCGUAUGACGGUCAGGGCACGCCAGUGGGCCAUGGAUUUUGGAUCCAUUUUUAAGAAGAUCACAGACUUGACAUACCCAGUGACAUCCAUGUUUACUGGAGCAUCAUUUAACUCCAGCAUUAGUGGAAUCUUCCAGGACAAACAAAUCGAGGACCUUUGGAUCCCUUAUUUCAACAUCACCACAGACAUCACUGCCUCCUCCAUGAGAGUGCACACUUAUGGUUCUUUGUGGAGGUACGUGCGUGCCAGUAUGUCUCUUUCUGGGUACCUUCCCCCUCUGUGUGACCCUAAAGAUGGACACUUGCUCAUGGAUGGAGGCUACAUCAAUAACCUACCUGCUGACACAGCUCGCUCGAUGGGUGCCAAGUUGGUGAUUGCCGUUGAUGUGGGCAGUCAGGAUGAGACUGAUCUGACUAAUUAUGGAGACUCUUUAUCUGGAUGGUGGCUGCUAUGGAAACGCUUAAACCCUCUGUCAGAAAAAGUAAAGGUGUUGAACAUGGCAGAGAUUCAGACCCGUCUGGCUUAUGUGUGUUCUGUGCGUCAGCUGGAAAUGGUAAAAGACAGUGACUACUGCGAGUACCUGCGACCACCCAUAGAUCGAUAUGGCACACUGGACUUUGGCAAAUUUGAUGAGAUUGCUGACGUUGGCUACCAGCAUGGGAAGACCGUGUUUGACGUGUGGUGUCGGAGUGGGGUGAGGGAGACAAUGCUCAAAGACCAACAUCAAGAGGAAUUCCACAAAUCCAGGAGCACUAAUGUGACCUGUCCCAAUGCUUCUUUCACUGAUCUUGCUGAAAUAGUGUCCAGAAUAGAGCCAGUGAAGCAGGCUGCGGUGGAUGAGGAGUCUGAGUACCAGACAGACUAUGAUGAAGAUGCAGUGCUAUCAGACUUUGAUCUGUCCAAUCCAAACAGUGAGCACAGUGAAGAGGAUGAGACGGCAGAUACAGCUGAUACAGAUGAUGAAAUGGAGAUCAGGAAAAGGCACCAUCGGGCACUCAACCACAACAGCCAUCAUACCACCUGACCUCAAAUACUUUUUUCUAAGAUGUUUAGUUUUUUUUUUCUUCUUUACAGUAUUAUCAGCCUUUAUAAGGGGUUUUAAGGAUUUUAAUAAGUAACAUUAUCAGUAUUGGAAUUGACUUACUUGAAUUGUUAGAAACUAAAAUGUACUUAAGGAAAAAAAAAGGAAGUAUUAUGGUACAUCUACAUUAAACCACUCUCAUUUUUUAUUCUUUGGGAAGGAUGGCUAACAAAACAGUCCAGUAACAAUUGCCAAAA